Molecule: messenger RNA, 435 nt
Organism: Macrosiphum euphorbiae (potato aphid)
Lineage: Eukaryota; Metazoa; Arthropoda; Insecta; Hemiptera; Aphididae
Source: the annotation of a GenBank genome assembly
AUGCAAAACUUCAGAAGAGACAUCCUCAAGCAGUGGAUGUCAGAAGCGCAAAAACGAACGACCGGGUCCAUCGAAAAGCAAAAAACCGAGAGCCAAGAAGACAUCGACUGUGCCAGUAACGGAGACAGUGACGGAGACAGUGAUAUUGGAGGAUCUGGAUGUAGUGGCAAUGGAGGCGGAAAUGACGAAAACCAAAUUAGUGAACUUGAAGACAUGGGCGAUGGAGACGAUGAACAAAGAACUGAACGAGGAGGAGGAUCACCUCAGUCUAUGUCAAAUGGUUUUCCCGACGACGACGAACGAGUAUUCAAUAAUCGCGUUGGUGAUGAUUAUUUUUGUCACUUGUCCUCUGAAAGUCAUCGAAGAAGUUAUUCACCCGAAGAAGUGGACGAGCCCAUCAAUUCAAGCGAUAUGGGAGAGGACAAUGAUAAUUAA